Molecule: messenger RNA, 6819 nt
Organism: Lethenteron reissneri (Far Eastern brook lamprey)
Lineage: Eukaryota; Metazoa; Chordata; Hyperoartia; Petromyzontiformes; Petromyzontidae
Source: RefSeq, a predicted model, not a curated record
UCAGCACCCCCAGCGUUUCCGCUGUGGCUGCAUGCUUAAUUAUUAACUGCAUUACAUUACUAUCACCAUCAGGCGUUAUUUAUUUCUGACCCGGACAAAGCUCAAGUGGCACAACAACAGAAACGUUAAUUGUAAAAAAAAAAUUACAAAGGUGUUUAUUUUUUCCGUAAAAACCCCGAGCAUUCAGGUAGCUGGUGCGUCGUGGCGGUUCGGCCCGGUCUGAGCGGCACAUCUCCCGCCUGGGGUUUCAGGCGAGCCUGGUAAAAGCCUGCGGCCUAGGUCGCGUUUCGGUCUUCGUUGACCCCGAGGGCCCGCCGCUGCCCUUUGUGGCACGGUAACCCUGGUUAAUGUCCCGUCGCCGUAACCCUGUAAAGAGAUAUCUUAACAGAUUAACGAAAGUUUAGCCGUGAGCAACUUUGGCGCUGUUUGUUGGAGGACACAAUGGUAAUGGAAUGGAGACCCUCCUAACGCCCAGCCACAAGCCAGCCAUGGAGGACGAUGACUUCCACUUCGCCGGGCAACGCGGGGGGAGCGCGCGUCACGAGCCCAUGGUAGAGCUGUGCAACAGUGGCGAUAGUGGUACUAAUGUUGUCUCUAACUGUCUGUUUGGUCACACUGCCGUGAGCACGACAAAGGAACCCAAGGGGAAGAGCGGUGCGUAUUUGGAGGUGGAUGGAAUGUUUUUGGAGAAGUCGGGGUCUGCGUCGAUGUCCCUGAAAAAGCUGGCAGAGCGGCAUCUUGCUGAAGCCAGAAACACAGAAAAUUUGCUUUCAAACACAGUUUAUCAAACUAUGGCGGGCAUCAUAGAUAAUUGCGAAGUAAAGAAUCCCUUGAAAGCUGGUGCUUUGCCUGUAGAAGAACCUGCCCAGAGGUAUUGCAGAUCUACACGUGGGUUCUGGGACAUCUUUAAUGAGGUAACAGGUGCCUGUGCGACAAGACCAAGCUCGCUGUUGGACAGUGAAAGGACAGCAGGUGGAUCUGAUAACUCAAGAACAAAUACUGCUGGCAUGUCGGAAGAUGGCACACGUAGUGAUUCUGUAGAGCAUCAAAGAGGAAUCUCGAAGGAAAAAUGCUUGCUUGAAACUGCUCUAUCUGCAUUACAGAGCGACAGUGACUGUAGCCCCAUGGGUAAACAAGAACAUUUUAUUUAUAACCUACUGGCAAAACUUGAAGCAGAAGCCCGUUUGAACAUCUCCAAAAAACGCAGUGGUGAUGAGUGCAAUGAUGGCAAACAUAAUGUUUUAAGUAGCAAACUUCAUCACGCACCAAAAACUGUACAUGAACCAAUUAAGGAAAUCCUGUCAGAAAUGCGGUUACCAAGGAAAAUGAGCCCCCCUCAUGAUGAGUAUACUGAUGAAUCCAUAAAGGCGAAGCUCACAGGUUUCUCAGACGCCACAUUUCCGCCAGUCAUACAUAAGAAGAAGGGAUGGAGGCAGUUUGCUGGAAGGAGAAUGGGUUCAAAUGCACUGCGCUGCAAAGAGGCAUCCCACUCAUCGCCUCCACAUUCCGACUUUAAGCUGCAGGACACAAGCGAAACAAUCACUCCCAGAAGCCUUACUCCAGAGAUUACUGCUGCCCCACUCAAAACCCCCAGCCUCAAGCCUGAGAACAGGUCCGUGUUUCUGAGCGAGCAACUGGAUCAGUACCUGGAGGUGGAGUGCUCUGACAUUUGUGUGGAGCCGCCCCCCCUCCGCUCGCUCGAGGCCACAGUAGCCACCGUCCCAUUCAGGCUGCCACACAAAGCGGGUCACAGCUACAUUCGGCGGUUCGAAUAUGUUCAGCAGAGGCAGCGUCGACUCAGGCAGCAGCUCGUGGAGAUCGAGGCGAGCAGAUCAGUCGCCACACAGUUGGCGAGUCCAGGCACACCUUCGCACACGUUCCCGGGUUGCCCUAAACAAAGUAACACUGAAGAACGUGACAGGCACUGUGCAAAACGCUUAGCUGUGGACAGCAUUAAUGCGGAGGCUGAAACUGCGACUGAAGCAUGGAUCUCACCUACAGCCAGAACAUCUUGUGAUCGCCAGAAUGCCAAUGCAGAUGUCAACACGUCGAACAGCAAGGUACAAGCAGGGCUCAGUGCGACGCCAAAACGGGAGAAGAUCUGUACUGUGGAGGCCUGGGAUGUGCCCGUGCGGCAGAAAUGUGACAAUUUGGUACCGAGCUUCCCUGGGCCGAUACUGGCUCUUGAGAAGAUUGGGCGGACUGUGUACAGGAACACGGCUUGUCUUGGGCAGAACUACAUUACGUGGACAUGCGCCGAAGCCAUCAAGGAGAGCGAUUGCACCAUGGAGUGGUUAGAACAGAGGUCGCUAGACGCCGGACUUCCCAAGACCGCCAUCACCAAGACAAGGGCCAUGAUCGCAAGUUCUGCGCUCACCACACAGAUGAUACUCAAUGCUGGGACGUUUCCGUUCCGUAAAAUGCAAAGGCGCAUCAUGUCAAGGGAGUACCAAAAGGCUCUGCUGGUUCCAGAAGUGAAGGUGGAAAAGUCAGAUUUGAACUCGAAGCCUCGGAGCCUCGUGAGCGAUGUGUGCAGCAGACGUAAGCGGAGGGUGCUUAUGAGACGUCCAGGCUUGGUGGACAGCAGCACAGAGGCGGAAGCGAGCGGAGAAGAUGUGGACAAUGAUAUGUGUUACGAGAAGGAAGAUGACGACUUCCUUGACUCGGAUUCUGACGUUGACGCUGGAUUUAAUGGAAAAGAUUCUGAAGAUUCCAGUGUAGAAUUUCGUCGAUAUACCAAGUGCAACCGCAGACGUCUUGCAAACGUAAAACGGGAAGACAGGCGGAGAAAGCAAAUGUCUGCCUCGUCAGUCACAGGGAGGAGGAAUGCGAGAUCCGCAGCCUCGACAAGACGCAGCCUACGCUUACGGGCGAUCAAGAAGAAACAGUGCAGCAAACCAGUGGCUGCUGUGGAUGCGAGUGACGAUGAACAUGGGGGGGCGGUCAAAGAGAACGCCAUCAGUGCCGAGCCAGGAGUGUCCCAAGUGGCCAUUUCCAUCACACGCGCCUGUCGCAGGAAGUUGCAGAAAGAGACACCCGCGUGCUCCCGCAAGAGCAUGGUGGUGCACUUGCAAAGCCACUGUGACUGGAGCAGCCAGCGCUCCACUGUGUACAGCUACAUCUCGCGCCACGUGAGCGAGGCCCUGGGAUCGGGCGUCUUCCUCGUCGCUGGAUUUCUCGUCAACAUCCAACGGUGCCAAGAAGGGACUCGGGACGAUGCCGGCCCCGUCGACUACAGAAUGAAAAUCUAUCAGUUUUCUACUAACUCUGUUGUGCGGCCAGAGUCUACCCCCAAACAGGCUGUCGCUCCGUCGGCUGCAUCGCGGCCAGUGGAACACAAGCGAACAUCCGAAACGGAGCCAGUUCUUCUGAAGUUACAAAGGAAGCUGUCUGGAGAAUCAGAACGGUGGACUGUGGUAGACAACACACCACCUCCGCCCAGGUCCAGCCCUGACACAGUGGUUCCACGUGCACCGUCGGAACAACAACGCACCACUGCUGGUGGUGGUCGUAAUGCGGCCGAGGCAUCAACGUCACCCUCGUCACCAGACAAAGUCGAUGAUGCAGAUUUAGAGAGGAGAUGGGCGGAAAUUGAAGACGAGAUCACAGAGGUGGUGGUAGGCGAUACGGCAGGCGGUGAUUUGUUCUCGGAGAACGUCGGUGACAGUGCUGAAUGUGGCAUGGUCCAAACAAGGAAGUAUCCUGCAGACGAUGAAGUGAUCGUGCUGGACUCAUCAGAUGACGACGUCAUCGAGGUGUUCGUGUUGGACGACGACGAUUAAAAGCGUAAAGAGCUGCAACGGAGUCGACCGAUUGAUUUUUCCAUUUUCAAUUUAACUUUGGUUACAGUCUUUCGUAAUUAUUUCAGUUAUUGUGCGAACCCUUUGUACACUUACAAGGAAAGAGGCUGAACACUUAAAUGUAGCGAGAGGAAAGUGGCAUUACAAACUUGUGUUCUUCAUUCCGAUGUAAGCGAGCAGCCAAAGGGUCAUGCACAUCAAGGAACUUUUAAUUGCCGGGGUUCCCAAAUAUAUAUAUAUAUAUUGGGCUUUUGUAAAGCCUCCAAGGAUGGUGCUAUGUUGUAUAGUUUUUUUUAUUUAACACAAAAAAAGUGUAAAAUGCUGUUUCCUUAUUUGUGAUAAAGCAUUAGAAAAGUGCAUGUUUUGUGAAUGUUAGUUAACAAUCAGGGGAUUGCAAUUUUUUUUUUAAAUCUUUCCGCGUUACCAAAACGACGUGUGCUUGACCGCACGGCGAGAGUGCCAUGGGUUUGUGAAAUCUUGCUAACGGCGUUACUUGUGCAGUGCACCUGGUAACACCUACAUUGAGGCGCUGUUACAAUUCACUUUCGACCACCGGUUAUGCCCAUUGUACAUACCGAUGGCCGCUGUCGAAAUUCACUCCCUUGAAGCGCUGUGCCCUCGCGAUGUUUUGUUUGCCGGUGAGGAAGGUUGUACAGAUGUCAGCGUACAGGUGGCAAUAUGCAGCCAUCUGCUCUUCGCUUUGGAAAACCUUUCAGAGUAUACAGUGUAGUAUUGGUAAGCACACUAAAGACGUACACAAGCGUGUAUGUGCUUGUUACGUGUUUGGGUGUUGGAUUGCCAACAGUAUGUCACUUAGCAGUAUUAACUGCUUAUUACUACAAGCAUUCUGUUGAGUUUGAUUGUCAUGUUAUUUUUUUUGCUAUUUAUGUUACAUUUAAAACUGAUUUUUUUUUACACAUUUUAUAACAAUUAGUUGAUUUUAAAAAACAUUCGGUAUGUGAGUUUUUUUUCAAGACAUUUCCAACAUUUUUGAAGCAGUGUCUUAUGUGUAAGAGACUUUUUUGCAAAUACUGUACACAAUAUGACGACUGGAGACCUGCCCCCCAGUGUGUUUUUGGACUAAAACGGUUUUGCAGAAAAUUAACAAAGUAGUCUUAACCACGUGCAAGAAAGUUUUUUUUUUAAAUUAUAGAAUUACCAAAUUCUAAUAUGUGGUUUUAAAUGCAGUGUUGGCGAGUGCACAGCCAUGAAUAGGUCUCAAAUGUUAUUUUACAUGUCAGCUUAUAUUGUUGUUUAGAAAAGCCUUUUUUCUAGAGUUAGGAUAUGCUGAAUAGUUUGUGGUAAUGUUUUUUAUUGCUAUAGAAGCAAUUCAAUUACCUUGCAGCAAGUCGAUUCCAUUGCUGUAAUUGUUACCAUCUCAGUAUUGUGUUGUUUGAUAUUUGAGUGACAAUACUUUGCGGCAAUGAAGAAAACAUUUAAUUAGCCGAUUCAGUAUCUUGAUGGAUGCAAUGAUACAUCUCGACAAACAACAUGAAGUAGGUUAAUCAAAAUCGUGUCUCGCGAUACGUAUACGUAGGCAAAUGUUAUGCACAUUAUAUAUAGGAAAACAAAGAAAUACUGCAAACAAGACAACCCCACACUCAUCACAAAUGGCAUGGUAAAAACUACGUACAAGAGGAUUUGAUUCCUGAAUUAAACUGCAACUCUCAAUUGUGAUCAUUUGUUUUGUUGCUGGUAGAGGUGGGGGCAGAUUGUAAACACCAAAAUGUUUUUACUUUGACAUUGAAGACCGGUGAAUAUACGGAACACGUGUUGACUCCGCAAUAUGGAAGUGUUUCACUACGGCGCUAUGAGCCUCGGUUUUCAGUUGGACGUACGUGAGAUUUGUGCAGUAUUAAUGCUUCAGUCAAGUUUGGUUUUUAGAUGUGUGCAUUGAUAAUUAUAAUAAUCUUCAUGAAUAAAAUGCCUUUCAUAGCACAAUGUUGAAGGCCACUUGACACUAGCUCAAAUAAAGCCACAAUUGUAAAUGCUCAGAAGUUAAAUUUCGAUUUAAAGCUUUCGUGACUGCAGGGAUUCAUCUUCUUGGUUCUUUCGGUAAAGUCAUGUAGAAUGGAAAUAAAAUAAAAAUAAAACAAUAAAAUAAUUCGACAGACCUGCUUGCCACCUGAGGACGGCUGCUUGCGUUGUGGCCGAAACGUCGUGAGAAUUAUUUUAUUAUGUUUUAUUUUUAUUAUUUUAUUAUUUCUAUUCUACGUGACUUUACCGAAAGAACCAAGAAGAUGCUCAGAAGUUAUAAAAUUAUAAAUUAAAAGAAGAAAACGUCAAUGAACGGUAACAAUGACGAGAUACCCGAAUAAAAUCAGAAGGCUAAACUACAGCAACAUCGGUCUUAGCUCCGAUUUAAAAGAAGCCGCCGUGGCCUCAAACUUCUCCAUUUGCAGAGGCCCAAUGCAGUCCAAAGGCACACAGUCAGCAGGUCUCGUACAGACGCUACUGAGGUUGUUGGUUUUGUGUCUGCUGGAGUUAAUACCCUUGGGGGUGGGGAGCAGUGUUUUACCCUAAGUGUAAAAGCAAAGGUUUAAUAAUACCAAUCUCGCUGUGGCUGUUGUAUCAUUUUCCAAAGGGUGGAAUUUUCCAAAAUAUGUUUUUGGCACUGCACCCACAACCCUCUUUUUGAAAGCCGCGUGUAAAUAAGCCAACUGGAUACCUCCAAACUUUGUCUAUUGUGCGCAAUAUGCAACACAUUCUUCCCCAUCCCCUGCCAUCGUCAGUAGCACCCCCUGUUGAAGCGCUGUGUUAUUUAAACAAUUCUUAGAGACUGUUUACAGACAUCUGUUUAAAGUAAAAAAAAAUGUUUCGUUCGGGGGAAAAAAUGUAUGAUACUGUAUUAAUAAUUGACGUUUUAUUAUGUUGUACAAUAAAGUUUGGACAAUUUUAAUUCAACUCUGGUUGUGCAAAUAUGUUACGUGAAUACUCCGAAUUAGCUGAAUAAUAUGGUCAAAUUUUAUGUUUUUGUGGUUUAAAACUCGUUUAAAUAAACUCCAUAUGAAAUUUUCAA